Molecule: messenger RNA, 1878 nt
Organism: Caenorhabditis bovis
Lineage: Eukaryota; Metazoa; Nematoda; Chromadorea; Rhabditida; Rhabditidae
Source: the annotation of a GenBank genome assembly
AUGUCGAUCGCAUACAAUUUCGAGCCGGAUGUUUCGCCAAUUUAUCCCGAUGAUCAGUCUGGUUAUUCAGUACAUUUUAGCUCGGCUGACACUCCGAAACGGAGUGGAAGGCGAUCGUCGAAAAUUCCAGCAGCGAUUCCUGAUAGAACAUUAGGAACAACCCAUUUAGAAAAUUGUUCGUAUGACUUGCCGUCAACGGAUCCUGAUCGAGAUAGUUCAAAGAAAACAAAUCCAAUUGUCGAAAAUAGCAGCGACAUAGUGCUCGAUAGUAUUGAGCUCGAACUCACCGCACCUCCUCCAGCUCCUCCAAUUCUCGCAAAUACUCACGUCGUGCUCACUGCCGGAUGUUGUUUACCCAUCAAGCGCCAUUUAGCUUCAAAUCUCGAAAAUCUUGGCGCGCAAAUUCAGAAAUGCGUUGAUUCGACGACAACACAUGUUGUUGUCGACCGCUACGCUGAUGCGGACGUCGUCGGCACGGCGAUGAAGCGACAACCGGAACCACCAAUGGUUGUCGACGUCAAAUGGAUUCAAGAAUGUAUCGAUAAAAAUGAGAGAAUCGGCGAGGCCGACUAUUCGAUGCUUGAUUGCCAUUAUUUGAAGCAAACCUGUCGGAGACUCUCAAAUUUUCACAACUCAGAAAAUGCCGAUCCUAAUGGCGAUGAUAUUGAAUUCCUUGACAUGUCACAUGCCAGCCCAGCAGAACUCGUCGACCAAUUCAAGAUGCUUUAUGCUCGCUUGGAUGCAUUGCAACACCAAGAAUCAAUCAUUCGAUACGCUUAUCACUCUCCAGAUUGUCCUACACGGUUAAAAUGCAAACCACCGGUUAACCUGGAUACAUCCAUGAUUAAAGAGCUUUUGUUGAGCAUGUCCGACGAAGUUCAUAUAAAGCGGCGACGAUCGUUUAAUGGUUUUGUUUUUCAACAUCGAGUUGUCGAGUCGGAAAAAGAAAUAUUAAACGUUAUAAUGAACAAUAAAGAUGAGCGUGUGACAUGGUCCCCAGAGAAGAGGAGUAGCGACUCGAAGCAGCUUAAAAUUAGGAAUGGCGCUUGUCGUCUCGAUGUUGUCAACGAUCUUCGCAAAACGAUGCCAACUGAUUUGCCGACUAUUCGAGAGACAUAUCAGAAAAAUGCGAAUAUUAAACGGCAACGUGGGCAGCCGAUGAAGCAUAAGUCGAAAGAAAAGGAGAUUCGCAAAGGCAAUAAGCCUGUUCGUACGGAUGAUUCGGAUAUUCAAUCAGCUAUGGCGUCGCUCACUAUUUAAAAGGAACUUCUUGUUCCAACCAAAUCCAACUUCAUCAAUCGUCUUCAAUUGCACGAAACGUUUGACGACUUCGUUUCUGACGUGUCCGGCUAUCGGACGAUUCUAGAAAAACCUGGAAUCAUUUUCACCGGGUUCAGCAAAGACUCGGAUAUUGAGAAGAAGCUUCGAAAAAUUGCCAGGAAGUACAGUCUAAGGAUUCAAGAAGAGCCUGACACGAAGACGAGGUGUGUUGUGAGCCGACAUGGGAAACGAACUCUUCUUGUCCUGAAAGCGGUUUGCAUGAAUAUUCCGAUUGUUCGGCCGCAAUGGUUAGAAGAAUCGUUUGAAGACUCGAAACUUCUCUCACACAUCGAUUAUCAGUAUAGCGCUUGGAAGGAAACUUUAUUGCGGAGAAGUUUACACACGAAUAUUUUCUCCUCUAUUCGGAAAUUCUUUGUUCUUGACGGAUGCGAGCCGCCAAAAAGUGAAAUUUGCUGGAUGAUUGAGAAAUGCGGCGGAAAGAUUGCCGAUUGUUCGGAAAAUGCUUCUGUCGUGAUAGCACCACUUGGGGCUGAAUUUCGGAUUUGCGAUGAUAAUGUCCAUAUUGUUACCCCAUUAUUUAUAAUAGGCAAUUUCUAA